This is a messenger RNA of Tachysurus fulvidraco (yellow catfish), 2124 nucleotides long. Its product is annotated as von Willebrand factor A domain-containing protein 5A-like. Bases 16 to 879 code for a protein of 287 amino acids. The record is from RefSeq and is a predicted model, not a curated record. Lineage: Eukaryota; Metazoa; Chordata; Actinopteri; Siluriformes; Bagridae. The transcript is spliced from 12 exons.
GUGUGUACGUACAGGAUGGCCAUCCACAGGCUUGGUGCUCGCUCUCUGAUCCGUUUUUUGGAAAGAGACGAGAGGGUUGAUGGAGCUGAUAAAGAUGCUCUGAAGGCCAGAGUGGUGGAACUGAGUAAGCAGUGUGGAGUGAGCAGCUCACACACAGCCUUCAUAGCUGUUCAUAAGGGCAACAAACAAGCUGUGAAGGGGCCACUGGUGAAGAGGAGAAUUCCUUCCCCGAUAAUGCUGGGAUGUUCAAUGAGUUUAUGUUCUAAUUUGGCUCCAUCUACAUAUUCCAGAAGGAAAGAUUUUAUGGAUAUAGAGUGUGGAACAAUAUUUUAUGAAAAGGGUUUAAACAGAAAAGCUGCCGCUAGGAAUUCGGCUCCAUCUAAAAGUAAGUUCAGUUUUUCUACAAAGUUGAAAGGAUUUUUUAGCUCUUCGAAAAGGGAAAAUGUUUAUCCUACAGUUGUCAGAGGGUCCCCAGGCUGUUUUGAAACACAAACUUACAAUUCUAUAGGUUGCAGACGCUCAGAUAACAACCGAGAAACUAAAAAGACUCAAAAGGACCCACUGAUGCAGCUCAUCUCUCUCCAGAAGGCUUCAGGUUGCUGGGAAAUUGGUUCUACACUUGCAGAAGUGUUUGGGCAAACAGAAAAAGAGCUGAUCGAGAAGAUUCCUGCACAGGUGAAGCCAGAUGUCUGGGCUACACUUCUGGCUCUUAUUUGGUUGCACGGCAUAAAGAUCAAUGCACAGGUUGAGUGGCAGUUUUUGGCAGCGAAGGCAGUGUCAUGGAUCCGCAGUCAGAAAGUGGUCAACCAGUCAGAGUGUAUACAGGCAGGAAACUCUUUGCUGGGCUGUCAAGUUACAAAAGAUGCUCUUGGCCUCUGAACUCUUUCAUCCUGCAGGAGCCACGAGAAAGUCUUAUUCUUUUAAAAAAAAAAAAGAAGAAAUAAAAGCUUUCAUUAGCCCGAUUAUCUCUAUAAAUGUAUUGCAAUAGCAAGGCAGGUUUUAUUGUUUUUUCUAUAGACUGAAUUCAUUUGGAUUUGAGAUCAAAAAAAUGUAUGACACAAUAGAUCAGAAUUACAGCUUUAAAUCCCUGAUAUGUCCAUUUACAUCUAGCUUAGAUCAUGCCAAUUAGUUAAUAGCACUGAAUAUCUACUCUUGCUUUGAAAACCAGAGAGCUGUCAAUGGGAGAAAAGAAAACUUUUUGGAAUCUGAGAAUAGAGAGAAAUGGAUCAGAGCCAUUGCACUAGCGUUGGGCAUAGCAAAUAAAACAAUUUGGAAUGUCCUGAAAAAGUAACCACUGGUUUUUAAAAGAGUUAUGAUGAAAAACCCAAAUAUGACAGUCAGUGAUGUCAGUUCACGGGGCAGGUGUGAAUGUAUACCACAAGAUCUAAACAUCUUAUAAGCAGUAAGGAUCAGAAGGUCAGAUUGAAAUUCAAAAAGAAGUAAAGAGAUAAGUCAAGUUCUCAUGCAAUUAUUGCAAAUAAGGGCUAUGUAACCAAAUAUUAAGUGUUAUUUACUUUCGUUAUUUAAAGACAGUUUUUGACCUGUUAUUAUACUUUUUCUCACAUAAUUGGAUGGUCUGCCACCAAAGGUGUUGUGUUAUUGAGUUUAACACAUCUAGAUGUAAAUGUCAUUAAAUAAAUGCUGAAAUUCUGAUCUAUUUUCUUAUCAUUAUUCCUUAAUAACAAAAGCAAGAAUACAAAAAAAACGAGAGAAUUUGCCUUACUGUACAGAACUUUUGAAUAUCUUUGCACAGAUUUGUUUGUCAAUUGCAAAGAAUUUAGUUAAAAUACAACAGUGACAUUAUGUUCAUAAAACUUAUAUACCUGAACUAUACAUAUAAACCUGAACUAUAGUUUCGUUUAGUUCAGGUUUUAGUUUGUUGAUGUUAUCCAACAAUUUCCAGAAGUAUAAAAUUUAAAAUAAUAGUUAAUGACAACAACAAUAUUGAAGUGAUGGAUUGAGGAGAAAGAGGGCUGAGCUUUUACUAUAUACUUUACUUUUAUUAUAUCUGCUAGCUAAAAUACUGUAUGUUUGCUUUACUUAAAUCUUACUUUUUAAGAGCUUAUUGUGAGAAAUCAUACAUUCUGUUAAUUGGUAAUCAUCUUAAUAAAACUUAUCUGUGCA